Malaya genurostris is the source of this 885-nucleotide messenger RNA. RefSeq names its product histone H1B-like. The transcript has a single exon. The record is from RefSeq and is a predicted model, not a curated record. Gene Ontology annotation, cellular component: nucleosome; nucleus. The coding region runs from base 1 to 675 and encodes 224 amino acids. Gene Ontology annotation, biological process: negative regulation of DNA recombination; chromosome condensation; nucleosome assembly. NCBI's taxonomy places the organism in Eukaryota, Metazoa, Arthropoda, Insecta, Diptera, Culicidae. Gene Ontology annotation, molecular function: structural constituent of chromatin; nucleosomal DNA binding; double-stranded DNA binding.
AUGGCUGAAACCGCUGUUGACGUAUCGGCCGCAGCUCCGGUUGCUGCUUCACCGGCCAAGGCACCGAAGAAAGCCAAAGCCGCCAAGGGAGAAGCCAAAAAACCGAAGAAGCCAUCGACACAUCCACCAGUCAAUGACAUGGUAGUGGCUGCCAUCAAGACGCUGAAGGAACGCAACGGAUCUUCGCUGCAGGCCAUCAAGAAGUACAUCGCCGCCAACUACAAGUGCGACGUCGCCAAGCUGGCCCCGUUCAUCAAGAAGGCCCUGAAAUCUGGCGUCGAGAAGGGAAAGCUCACCCAGACCAAGGGUUCCGGUGCAUCCGGCUCGUUCAAAAUCAAAGCCGGUGCCAAGCAACCGGCUGGCGAGAAGAAGCCGAAGAAGGCUGCUGCCAAAAAACCGAAGAAGGCUGCCGGAGAGAAGAAAAAGGUUGCCAAGAAACCCGCUGGCGAGAAGAAACCGAAGGCCAAAAAGCCUGCAGGUGAGAAAAAGCCGAAAGCCGCCGCUGCAAAGAAGGCUAAGGCAGCACCAGCCAAGGCCGCCAAGAAGGCUGCUGCACCGAAGCAGAAGGCCACCAAGCCAUCGAAAGCCGCUGCCAACAAGCCCAAGACCCCGAAGCCAAAGAAGGCCGCGCCAGCCAAAAAAGCUGCCCCGAAGAAGGUGGCUGCCAAGAAGUAAAUUGACCCAUCGUCAGUCAGUCAUCAUCAUCAUGUCGAAUUCUACCGUUCUUAUUUCGACGGUGUUCAACAAAACAGUCCUUUUCAGGACUACCAAAAAAUCCAUGCAAAGAAUUAAUCGAUAUUUCCUACUUCGCUCGCUUUUGGGUAGUCCGCUUCAACAAAACUGCACAGUAAGAAAAAAAAAAAAAAGUAUGCUUUUAUCCAUCAC